Molecule: messenger RNA, 3047 nt
Organism: Cavia porcellus (domestic guinea pig)
Lineage: Eukaryota; Metazoa; Chordata; Mammalia; Rodentia; Caviidae
Gene: Sh2b1
Product: SH2B adaptor protein 1
Exons: 9
Coding region: 376-2640 (754 amino acids)
Biological process (GO): intracellular signal transduction
Cellular component (GO): plasma membrane
Molecular function (GO): transmembrane receptor protein tyrosine kinase adaptor activity
Source: RefSeq, a predicted model, not a curated record
AGUGCCUCUUCCCUCUCCGCGACCCGGCCCGGCGCCUGAGAGGAGCCCAGGGUGGGGGUGGGCGUGGGGCCCCAGGGCAGGAGGGGCACUUGGCCCUGCAGAGUGCAGCGCACAGGACUGGUCCUCAGGAGGCUGUGGCCCCGAGAAGUGGGCGCUUGUGGGGGUGUCCCGCAAGUAGAGUCAGUUCAGAGUGGAUUGACCACGCGGCCCAGAGGGUCCGAUCCAGGAGAGGAGACUGCACCCUCCACCACCCGUCCUUCGGGAAAUGUCAGAACCGAGCCAAGAGCUGCUGCCGCUCACCCCGUAUCUUCUGGCCGCUUCCCUCUUUGCCGCCCCUCCCCACAGGCUCUCCCUGUCCAUCUCCUGGGGCCCAUCAUGAAUGGUACCCCUUCCCCAGAGGAUGGGGCCGCCUCCUCCCCACCUCCCCUGCCACCGCCCCCUCCCCCAAGUUGGCGAGAGUUCUGUGAGUCCCACGCCAGGGCUGCUGCCUUGGAUUUUGCCCGUCGCUUUCGCCUCUACCUGGCCUCUCACCCCCAGUACGCAGGGCCUGGGGCUGAGGCCGCCUUCUCCCGCCGGUUUGCUGAGCUCUUCCUGCAGCACUUUGAAGCUGAGGUGGCCCGGGCCUCUGGCUCCCUCUCACCAUCCGUCCUGACUCCCCUGAGUCCUGGUGUGGAGAUCCCAACAUCAUACGACUUAUCCCUUGAGAGCUGCAGGGUGGGUGGGCCCCUGGCUGUGCUGGGCCCUUCUCGAUCAUCUGAGGACCUGGCCGGCCCCCUCCCUUCCUCAGUCUCUUCCUCAACGACCUCGAAACCGAAGCUCAAGAAACGCUUCUCCCUCCGCUCAGUGGGCCGCUCUGUCCGAGGUUCAGUCCGUGGCAUCUUGCAGUGGCGAGGGGCCGUUGACCCUCCAUCCCCAGCCGGGCCCCUGGAGACCUCAUCAAGCCCCCCAGUCCUAGGUGGAAACAGCAACUCCAACUCCUCUGGUGGGGCUGGGACUAUUGGUAGGGGACUGGUUAGUGACGGCACAUCUCCUGGGGAGAGAUGGACUCACCGUUUUGAAAAGCUGAGACUAAGUCGGGGUGGGGGAACCUUGAAGGAUGGAUCAGGGAUGGUGCAGAGAGAAGAGCUGCUGAGUUUUAUGGGAGCUGAAGAGGCUGCCCCUGACCCAGCUGGAGUGGGCCGGGGAGGAGGGGCAGCUGGACUGGCCUCAGGGGGAGGAGGGCAGCCUCAGUGGCAGAAGUGUCGCUUACUGCUGCGAAGUGAAGGAGAAGGAGGAGGAGGAAGCCGCCUGGAGUUCUUUGUGCCCCCCAAGGCGUCCCGGCCGCGGCUCAGCAUUCCCUGCUCUACUAUCACGGAUGUUCGGACAACCACAGCCCUGGAGAUGCCUGACCGGGAGAACACGUUUGUGGUUAAGGUGGAAGGCCCCUCCGAGUAUAUCCUGGAGACAGCUGAUGCUAUCCAUGUGAAGGCCUGGGUGUCUGACAUCCAAGAAUGCCUGAGCCCAGGACCCUGUCCUGCUGCCAGCCCUCGCCCCAUGACCCUCCCCCUGGCCCCUGGGACCUCCUUCCUCACAAAAGACAAUGCGGAUGGCCUGGAGCCACCAUGCCUGAAUCAUUCAGAGAGUCUGCCCAGCCAGGACCUGCUGCUGGGGCCCAGUGAGAGCAAUGACCGCCUAUCGCAGGGGGCGUAUGGGGGCCUGUCAGACCGGCCCUCCGCAUCCAUCUCCCCCAGUUCAGCUUCUGUUGCCGCCUCCCAUUUUGACUCAAUGGAACUGCUUCCCCCAGAGUUGCCCCCGCGCAUUCCCAUUGAGGAGGGGCCCCCAGCAGGGACAGUUCAUCCUCUCUCCACCCCCUAUCCUCCUCUGGACACUCCGGAAACAACCCCAGGGUCAUUCCUGUUCCAGGAGUCAGAGGGAGGAGAAGGGGACCAGCCCCUCUCAGGAUACCCUUGGUUCCACGGGAUGCUCUCACGACUCAAGGCCGCCCAGUUAGUGCUGGAAGGAGGCACCAACUCCCAUGGUGUCUUUCUGGUUCGACAGAGUGAGACGAGGCGGGGUGAAUAUGUCCUCACUUUCAAUUUCCAGGGCAAGGCCAAGCACCUGCGCUUGUCACUGAAUGAGGAGGGUCAGUGCCGGGUCCAGCACCUGUGGUUCCAGUCCAUUUUUGAUAUGCUCGAGCAUUUCCGGGUGCACCCCAUCCCUCUGGAGUCUGGAGGCUCCAGUGACGUUGUCCUUGUCAGCUAUGUGCCCUCCCAACGGCAGCAGGAAUCGAACACCUCCCGUGACCCACCCCAGCCCCCUGAACCCCCUUCAUGGACAGAUCCCCCACAUCCUGGGGCAGAAGAGGCGUCGGGGGCGUCAGAAGUGGCGGCAGCCGCAGCCGCAACAGCCAAAGAGAGGCAAGAGAAAGAGAAAGCGGGCAGUGGAGGGAUCCGGGAAGAGCUGGUCCCCAUGGCUGAGCUGGUCCCCGUGGUUGAAUUGGAAGAGGCCAUAGCGCCAGGCACGGAGGCCCAGGGUGGUGCUGGCUCUGUUGGGGAUGCGGGGGCGACUCCAAUGGUACAGCUCCAGCAGUUACCACUAGGGGGCAAUGGAGAAGAAGGGGGCCAUUCCAGAGCCAUUAAUAACCAGUACUCCUUUGUGUGAGAUGCCCUACCCCACCCUCCCGCCCUCUUCUUGCUUCCCAGCCCUGCGUUCCUGAGAUGGGGCUGAGGAGGGACACAGAGGAGAGGUGGGCGUUCCCCCCUCCCAUGCUUCCUGGCCCUUGCCAGCCAAGGGCACAUACCGUAUGUUGGUACAGCAGCGAUUCCAGGGCCUUGCUAACUCCCUGACUCCUACACUACAGGUGCCCCUUCCCUUAGCAGGGGAUUUGGGCUCCAUUACCUCCCUGAGGGGCUCUUCCAGCCAGCCCCACCUCUGAGGGCCAUUUCUCCCUAAACCACCCCCAGCCCAAGCAAGGCUGAGGGGGAAGGGCUGUCAGUUAUAUUAAGAUUGUUGUUGUUGUUGUUUUAAACAAAAUGGAGAAGCAUAAAUAAAUAAAGGGGUUUAUCUCA